Molecule: messenger RNA, 2724 nt
Organism: Eimeria tenella
Lineage: Eukaryota; Apicomplexa; Conoidasida; Eucoccidiorida; Eimeriidae
Exons: 8
Coding region: 1-2724 (907 amino acids)
Biological process (GO): cytoskeleton-dependent intracellular transport; microtubule-based movement
Cellular component (GO): microtubule; kinesin complex
Molecular function (GO): ATP binding; ATP hydrolysis activity; plus-end-directed microtubule motor activity
Source: RefSeq, a predicted model, not a curated record
AUGCACACCUUCCUACGGAUACGUCCCCCUUCCCCCUCGUCUUCGAAAGCUCCACAAUGCAUACAGUGUGUGGAUGUGAGUCCUUCUUGCCCGCUGCUGUCGCGGGCCCAGUCCAUAGCAGAAGUAACCGCUGUAGAGGGUGCACAACAGUUCCAUGGAUCGCUCCCGACUGGAUCAGCCGUGGAAGGCAUCAUAAAACGAGGGUAUACCGGGUCACCACGGUCCCUUACAUGCACAGGAGAUAAGCUGAAUGGUCUGAAAGGCGUCGUAUCGCUUGCCUCAGGGAGGAGCCGGGCCCAUACAAAUCUUUCUGAGAAAGAGGCAGAAAACUGCCUUAAGAACUUUCAGAACCCCCAAACCAGAAUAAUUUGUACUCAUAUUCCUUCUGUGCAUCGUGCAGCAUCAGUUGUAGUGCUGCCACCGCUUGGGUCCAAGCCCACUAACACAUGGAGAAAAGCUGAAAGACCUGCCUCGAGGGUCAGCCAAAGCAGGCCACAACAUGAAGGCUCUCAAAUUUCAUCUGUGCAGUAUGGCUCGAAAGUGCAGAAGCCCAAGUUGACCACCACAACCGCUUCUGUGGCAGCUCCGCCACGCCACCAACGCUCAGAGCAGCCGGCAUUUUGUCCCAGAUCUCCCUCGGGGCAAAAGGAUUACGAGGGCCCCUUUCGAUUCGGAGGAUUGCUGCUGCAGGACACAUCUCAGGAAACAGUGUUUCAGUCUGUAGGAAGACCCGCAGCAGACGCUGUGCUGGGGGGCGCCAAUGCUUGCAUCGCCAUGUAUGGAGCCUCGGGCAGCGGAAAGACGUACACGAUGGUGGGGCCCCACGGAAGGAACCCUAGUCAUUUUCACCGGUGCGCCAGCAGCAGGGGUGUUGAUGGCAGCAAAAAUUGGGGCCUUGCCUUGCGAGCACUGGAGUAUGUGAUGAAUGCUCUUGUAGCUGGGGAGAAAGAAGGGAUACCGCAAGGGCUAGUGACGUUCUCUGCUGCUGAGGUCUACUGCGAAAAGCUGAGGGACCUUUUGAGGCCUCCUGGCGACCUAAAAGAAAAUGCAGCUGUUCAGCAGAAGGGGUAUUCUUCGAAGAGCUUUACUGUGCCUCAGUGGCGUAGUGGAGGCUUUUCUGCUGUCUCAUCCGUUCGGGUUACUACGGCGGAAGAUGCUGUUGCCGCUGCAUUAAGGGCCCUCAGUCGAAGGGUCUGUCGUGCUACAGCUGCUAACCGUUACAGCAGUAGAAGUCAUGUUUUACUUUGUCUUUCCGUGAACCACCCGGAUACACAGAAAAAGAAGUCUUGUCUGUACCUGGUGGACCUCGCUGGUGCCGAGCGUCAGCCUUUGGAAUGCUGUGAUGCUCCUGACGGCGAAAACUCCUUAUACCCCUCACCGGCACCGUCAAAGGCCCUUCUUGCCCAAGAAGUGGGACCGUUUAGGAUAGCAAGUGAUCUGUCUAGCUCAGCUGGCGUAUUCAAGCUGAUGAGUAGUACUGACAAGAGCUCAUUGCAAUCCGGGCUCGGAACUGCCGAGGAGCCUCUUGAAGGUCCCUGCUCAAGCCGGUCUGAAACCAAAUACGGCCCCCAUGAUGGCUGUGGCCACGUUUCCAUGGUUUUUACCGUCAGCAGCAAAGCGGCUGACAGAAAUGCUACACUGCAGACCCUUCGCUUUGCUGCUCUUGUCAGCAGACUGGGACCAUUCUGCCUCAGCCCCUCCAGGAGGCGCAUCAGCAGCAACUGGGUCCCACCUGGUACUGCAACAAGACAAAGAAAAGGAUGCGAGCCACGAGGAAUAGCUGCCCUUGGAGCAGCAAGCGAUUCGGCUAAGGCAGCGACAGCGGCACCGAGUACGAAGCCACCAGGAGCCUCCUCAGCGACAAAAACAGUAGGAGAAGGUACUGAGGCAGUACGAAAACCAGAAGUGGCGGCAGUUGCAUCACGAUUUGGCGCAACUGUAGCCGCUCGGACAGCACCAGCAAGAAGUGGCGCAGCAGCAGGGACUCGGACAACAGCAGCAACCAACAUAGCCCAUGUUCCCCCCACGGAAAACACAGCUACAAAACCUACCAUUAAAACGCUCGCCUCGACCGGCAACAGGAUGGCUGUGCCAGUAGUCAAAGAUGAACCUAAGGCGGAGCGCCCUGUCAGACUGAGAAUUGCCAGAGCCAAAGUAUCAGCAGCGGCAAAGACAGGAAGCUCACGGUGGGCUACGGAAAACCCCCGGGGUUCUUCCGAUCCCUCCCUAAACUUUGUAUCUCUCAGCCGCGAACAGCCUCCUUGUGGAACAGCACAACAUCAGGUUUGUGGUGAACACCGAAAUGGCUUCCCUGGAGUCUUUUGUAUGGGGCCGCUUACGGCUCCCCGAAAAGCGGUCCAAAGAGAUUCAAGUGCAAAAGCUCCAGUGCAAAUAGCACCUAAAAUGGCAGAGCCACAGGCUUUGAAGUCCCAAAUAGUGACUUCAAAUGGGCGACGCCAACAGGAUACUUCCCCUCUUACCACCGAGGUAGAUUUCCGAAGAUGUCACUCAGAGCCUGCCCGCUGGAGAAAAAGGGUCAUUUGCUGCCACUGCUGCUGCUCUUACCGCUGCUGCUGCGGUGGGUGGGCAUACCACUCUCAAAAUCGAGACAUCAACAGGUGCAUUGCUGGCUAUGGAGACAACCGUGGAGCAGCAGCAGCAGCGUGGGCUGUGGCUGCUGCAGGCACGCCACCACAAAAAAGCUGUGCCCCUCUACAUAAGUGA